AUACCACUGACCCGCGGUCAGCUGAUAAACUAUUAUAGCAUAAUAAACAAACAGCCAGUCGGCCGUCGAAACUUGUGCGUUACGGACUGGGUUCAAAAAUGAGAAUCAUCUUCAUACUCUCAAUACUUACCUCUUCCAUCAUCGCAAAAACUUCAAAAUGCCACAGCUGUUUCAUGGGCGUAUGCUACCAAAGGACGAAAAUCUUCGGCGGCAGAGAAGCGACAUCUACCGGCGAUACUUACCAAAUAACUGGACAACUCGCUGUAGAUAGAAAUAAGGAUAGAAACAUCUUAUAUUUCCAUUACGUUAAGAAUAAUAUAGACUACACAGGAGCUUAUGAUUUAAACAAUGAUAUAAGCUACACUAUGGGUAAUAUCUCUUUUUCGUUUGCACGCGCGGUCGCUCCAAAUGGUGAUGUAUUUAUGUCUGGACCUAAAGGUAUAUACAAAUAUAACGCAGCAUCUAAUACUACAAUAUUACAUGGACUAAAAGAUUCUACAAUAUGGCAUAUGCAAUAUAAGGAUAAAUUAUACUACAACAUUCAUUCAGAACCUGGAUUAAAUGUUUUAGAGAAGAAAGCGUUACCAAUUUCAAGUUUAAAAUCUUACAUGAUAGAGGAUUUUGUAUUAGAUAAAUAUGGAGACAUAUAUUUCUUAGCGAAUACAACUAUAUAUAGAUUAAAGCAUGAUUCUAAAGAAGUUAAAGAUAUAGUAGAUCAAAUAUAUCUUUUAACUACAGAUAGAAAUGGUAACGUAUACUUCGCGCAUACAGCGACAUCUGGUAUUUAUAAAAUAGAUUAUUCAAUAGAUAGGAUUGUAAGUGUGGGAGCGUUUGGGGGUAAUGGAGGUACGCCAUUAAAGUUUGUGUUUGACAAUUUGAAUAAUGUUGUAUAUUUAGAUGAAGAUCAGGCGUUGUAUUUUCUAAGACCGACGUAUAGAGGAUGUAAAGUGUCUUCGAAUGUGACAGGUAAGGGACGAAUGUUGAGUGUUUAUGCUACUGAUGUGUGGGUAGCCUCGUAAGACUAAAAGUUAUAAUAUUGUACAUAGUUUUAAUAAAUUAUUUUAUUAUUUA
Molecule: messenger RNA, 1071 nt
Organism: Leguminivora glycinivorella
Lineage: Eukaryota; Metazoa; Arthropoda; Insecta; Lepidoptera; Tortricidae
Exons: 2
Coding region: 99-1019 (306 amino acids)
Molecular function (GO): protein binding
Source: RefSeq, a predicted model, not a curated record